CCCACGGGGUGCGUGCGGUGAGGCCGCUGGGCAGCAGAGGCACCUCCCCUGAGAAGCCAGCAGGGCGGCGUCCCGCGGGGAGGAUGAGCGGCACGGGCGCCCGGUCCAGCCACCUGUCCCAGCCGGUUGUGAAGAGCGUGCUGGUGUACCGCAACGGGGACCCGUUCUUCGCGGGGCGCCGCGUCGUCAUCCACGAGAAGAAGGUGUCCAGCUUCGACGUCUUUCUGAAGGAGGUGACGGGCGGCGUUCAGGCGCCCUUUGGGGCCGUCAGGAACAUCUACACCCCGCGGACCGGGCACCGCAUCCGGAAGCUCGACCAGAUCCAGAGCGGAGGCAACUACGUGGCCGGGGGCCCGGAAGCCUUCAAGAAGCUCAAUUACUUGGACAUAGGAGAAAUGAAGAAGAGACCUAUGGAAGUUGUUAAUACAGAGGUGAAGCCGGUAAUGCACAGCAGAAUCAACGUGUCUGCUCGCUUUAGAAAACCCCUUCAGGAGCCCUGCACCAUCUUCUUGAUUGCAAAUGGAGACCUCGUAAGUCCGGUUUCUCGCCUCCUCAUCCCCAGAAAAACCUUGAAUCAGUGGGAUCAUGUGCUACAAAUGGUCACAGAAAAAGUAACUCUGAGGAGUGGGGCUGUCCACAGACUUUACACGUUAGAAGGAAAACUUGUUGAGAGCGGGGCCGAGUUGGAGAAUGGGCGGUUUUAUGUGGCUGUCGGCAGAGAUAAGUUUAAGAAAUUGCCUUACGGUGAAUUACUUUUUGACAAGUCCACCAUGAGAAGGUCCUAUGGGAAAUGUCAUGCAUUUGUGAAAAGUGCCUUAUUUCCGCUGAGCAGAGGGCUGGCCCCCGGCAGAUGCAGGCACCCCCUGGCUUGCUCAUGUCAGAAAGCUUCUUCACUACCUCCUAUUGUAGGAUCCAGAAAGUCUAAAGGGAGUGGAAAUGAUCGUCAAUCCAAGUCAACGGUUGGAUCCAGCGACCACGCUUCCCCUCAGCCCCCAAAGAGGAAAGGGAAAAAAGAGGAGGUGAAUUUGGAAAAACCCAAGAAAGGGAAACAAAACGUAAAGUCAAAGAACUCACCACAAAUAAGUCCAAACAGUGAUGAAGGCGUUUUCAAAGCUGGAGCAGAGAGGUCUGAGACACGGGGGGCAGCAGAAGUCCAAGAAGAUGAAGACACUCAAGUUGAGAUCCCAGUUGACCAGAGGCCAGCGGAAAUAGUAGAUGAGGAAGAAGACGGAGAAAAGGCAAACAAGGAUGCAGAGCAGAAAGAAGAUUUUUCGGGAAUGAAUGGUGAAGUUGAAGCAGGAGGAGAGAAGGAGACUACAGAUGCCUCUGAGCAAGUCGGGGGGCUCCCGGCUCACAGUGAGGAGCCGGCGGCUCCCGCCCGCGUUAACGGAGGCACCAAUGAAGAAAAUGGCGAGGAGCUGGAUCCGGUUAAUACUGAGCCUCAGGAGGCAGUGGAUGAGGAAGUAAAGUCGCAAGGAGCUGGCAGUGGACAAGAUGAGGCUGACUUAGACCCUCAAAGACCACCAAGACCAGAAGUAAAAAUCACGAGUCCGCAAGAAAAUGAGAACAACGAACAAAACGAGGACUAUGCUGUCGUAGCAUAGAUAAUUUUUUAAAAAAGAGAGUGUAUUGAUUAUCAGGAAAAUGAAGGGUUAUAAUACUUGAA
Molecule: messenger RNA, 1666 nt
Organism: Callorhinus ursinus (northern fur seal)
Lineage: Eukaryota; Metazoa; Chordata; Mammalia; Carnivora; Otariidae
Gene: DCDC2
Product: doublecortin domain containing 2
Biological process (GO): regulation of cilium assembly; cilium assembly; intracellular signal transduction
Cellular component (GO): axoneme; microtubule; microtubule organizing center
Source: RefSeq, a predicted model, not a curated record